AUGUUUAGAAGAUAAAAAGAGUAUAGUUUUGUUUUGAUAGAAAUGUUAUUCACUCAAUUAAAAAGUCUCCUAAUGAAUAUAUUAGGAAAAACUAGAGAAGUCAUUAAAACAAAAAAUAAUCUCUAUAAAAUAGAGAAUAAAAAGAUUAAGAAUUAUUAUCAUAAGAAGAAGAAGAUACUCAAGAUUUCUCUGAAUUAGAAGAGAAUCAAUAAUAUAUUAGCAUAAUAGAAUGGAAAAAAAUACAAGAGGACAAUUCUAAAAAAAUGACUGGAAAUAAUUUGAUUGUUUCUUAAAGGUCAUAACAUUCAAAUGAUUUUUUAAAAUUAGAAAAAGUUCCACUUAAAUCAUGUUUAAAGAAAUUAAAGAAGGAUAUCUAUGUAUAAUAUGAAGAAUUGUUUGGAAAAUUAUAUUAAGACUAAUUAUAAACAUAAAUUUCAUCAGAAAAAUUAAAACUUAAUUAACAAUAAAUCAAAUAAUGCAUAAUUGUUACUGAAUUCAAUAAUAUUAUGAAUGAUGAUGAUGAUGAAGUAAUAUAAUGAUUAAAUCUUUAGAUAUCCAUAACUAUAGAUGAAUUGGAUGAGUAAAUUUAUGAACAUAAAAGCUAAUAGAAAAAUGAAAAGUUUGAUAUAUCAAAAUUUGAUAACAUAAAGAAAAGAAUUGAAAUUAAUUAGAGAAUCUAAUCAUUAUGA
Molecule: messenger RNA, 689 nt
Organism: Paramecium primaurelia
Lineage: Eukaryota; Ciliophora; Oligohymenophorea; Peniculida; Parameciidae
Source: the annotation of a GenBank genome assembly